GCGGCAGGGCGGCGGCCUGCGCCCGCCGGGCCAUGGCGACCUCGGAGCCGGCGCCGCGGCCGGGCCGGGGGCGGGAGGACGGGAGCGAGGACGAGAACGACGUCCUGGGGGAGAGCCCGUGCGGCCGCUGGCAGAAGCGGCGGGAGCAGGUGAACCAGGGGAACAUGCCUGGGGUCCAAAGCACCUUCCUGGCCAUGGACACGGAGGAAGGGGUGGAGGUGGUGUGGAAUGAGUUGCAUUUCGGCGACAGGAAGGCCUUCGCGGCCCACGAGGACAAGAUCCAGACCAUGUUUGAGCAGCUGGUGCUCGUGGACCACCCCAACAUCGUCAAGCUGCACAAGUACUGGCUGGAUGCCUCUGAAACCCGGGCGCGGCUGGCGGAGCCCGCGAGCCCGCCCGUCCCGCAGGUCAUCUUCAUCACAGAGUACGUGUCGUCUGGCAGCCUCAAGCAAUUUCUUAAAAAGACCAAGAAGAACCACAAGGCCAUGAACGCCCGGGCCUGGAAGCGCUGGUGCACGCAGAUCCUGUCGGCGCUCAGCUUUCUGCACGCCUGCAGUCCCCCCAUCAUCCAUGGGAACCUGACCAGCGACACCAUCUUCAUACAGCACAAUGGCCUCAUCAAGAUCGGCUCCGUGUGGCACCGCAUCUUCUCCAAUGCACUCCCGGACCAUCUCCGGAGCCCCAUCCGCACUGAACGCGAGGAACCGCGGAACCUGCACUUUUUCCCUCCGGAGUGCGGGGAGGUUGCUGAUGGCACUGCUGUGGACAUCUUCUCCUUUGGGAUGUGUGCGCUGGAGAUGGCUGUGCUGGAGAUCCAGGCCAAUGGGGACACACGGGUCACAGAGGAGGCCAUCGCUCGAGCCAGGCACUCCCUGCGUGACCCCAACAUGCGGGAGUUCAUCCUCUCCUGCCUGGCCCGGGACCCUGCCCUCCGGCCCUCUGCCCACAACCUCCUCUCCCACCGCGUGCUCUUCGAAGUGCACUCCCUGAAGCUCCUGGCAGCCCACUGCUUCAUCCAGCACCAGUACCUUAUGCCUGAAAAUGUGGUAGAGGAAAAGACCAAGGCUAUGGAUCUGCAUGCCAUCCUGGCAGAGAUACCUCGGCCCCGCCGGCCCCCACUCCAGUGGAGGUACUCAGAGGUCUCCUGCUUGGAGUUGGAUAAAUUUCUGGAGGAUGUCAGGAAUGGAAUCUACCCACUGAUGAACUUUGCUGCUGCUCGGCCCCUGGGGCUGCCCCGUGUGUUGGCCCCACUUCCUGAAGAGGCCCAAAAGGCUAAGACCCCAACACCAGAACCCUUUGACUCAGAGACCAGAAAGGUGAUCCAGAUGCAGUGUAACCUGGAGAGCAGCGAGGACAGGGCGCGCUGGCAUCUCACUCUGCUUCUGGUGUUGGAGGACCGGCUGCACCGGCAGCUUACUUACGACCUGCUCCCAACUGACAGUGCCCAGGAUCUCGCCGCUGAGCUCGUGCAUUAUGGCUUCGUCCACGAGGAUGACCGGACAAAGCUGGCCGCCUUCUUGGAGAGCGCCCUCCUCAAGUACCGUGGAGCUCAGCUGUGACCAUGCACCCCAGCUCCCAGGGACCAGCCCUGGCAGCCCACGCUGGGAAGCUCUGCAUUGGCCUGGUGUUGGUGGGACUGGGGACAGCCUUCUGCCUGUGUGCCUGGGGAACCAAACACUGGCUACUGGGGAACCUCCACCUUCCACAGCUUUGAGAGGUCCUGGGUGGGGGUUGGGGUGAGGGUGGUGACCUUAAGCCCAACAGGGGGGCCCAUCAGUGGGUGAGUGAGCCUGGCUUGGGGGUGGGGAGAGUGAUUAGUCCUUAGGAUUAGGAUUCCCCCACUCAGCUUGCUUCCUCAACUCAGCAGCCUUCCCAUACCUUCUGUUCUCUGGCCAAGAGUACGCCCCAAGCUCCUCUGCAUGGGGAGGCUGCCCCACAGUGAGCCACUGUUGGCCAGUGAUGGGGGUGUCAGUCCUGGACAGAAGUCUGCCCAGGGAAACACUUCAUCCUGUUGGUAUCAGAGCCAAGGGACCCCUACCUCAAGCCAAUGGCAAAGCGCCUGCAGGUGUCAGGCAGGUGCUGGGUGAGGGGCAGGGCCAUGACCUGGCAGGAGAAGCAGGUGGCAGAGCCACUUCAAGAAGCCCGAGUUCCCAGCUCCAUGUGGCUCUUGCACCGCACCCCCAAUGCAGACCCAUCCUGGAGCCUCCCUGCCUUCCCACUGCUCUGAGACUGGGCUCUGCCUCCCCCUGCAGCCCCUGCAAAGGGUUCUCUCUCCUGUGCUCCCUGUCCCAGAGGGGGAGUCUCGUCGCAGGUGCCCUCCCUGCUCCUCACUGUGCCUCCCGGUCCUGAGCACCUCAGCUCCCAGCUCCCAGUCUUUCCCACUCGGCUCCCUCCUGCCUCCGCGGCCCUGGCCUCAGUUCUCUUGGAUAACCUCUCUUCCAUUUUCAGAUUUAGUUAAACAUUCUUCAUAAUUUUAAAUUGCAUGUGUAAAUUUAGUGCAUUCAGGUUUCUUUUCAAGCAUUUUAAGUGUCAAACCAGGAAAGCUCACCUGUAUUCGUUUUCUAUUGCUGUUAUAAGAAUUUAUCACAAACUUAGGUUAAAACAACACAGGUUUAUUAUAGUUAUACAGUUCAGAAGUCUGGUAUAAGUCUCACCAGACUAAAACCAAGGUGUUAUCAAGGCUGCAUUCCUUUCUGAAGGUUCCAGGAGAGAAUCCAUUUCCUGCUCCUUCAGGUCCUUUGGCCUGCAGGUGUCAUGAGUGCUGGGCAAGAAUCUGUUCCUUGCAGUGGUGGGGCAAGGUCCACCAUUUCUUGCCUGCUAUAAGCUGAAGGCCAUUCUCAGCUUCUAGAGGCCACCACAUUCCUCGGCUCAUGGCCCCAUCCUCCAUCUUCAAAGCCAGCAAUAGCAAGCUGAAUCUCUCUCAUGAACCAUUUGUCUGUUUUUCUGGAGCUGGGAAAGCUUCAUGUAAUUAGGUUGGGUCCCCCUCAGUAAUCCAGGAUAACCCUCCCAUCUUAAGGUCCUUAAUUUUAAUCUUGGCUGCAAAAUACCUUUUGUCAUAUAAACUAACAUUCACAGGUCCAGGGCCUAGGGCAUGGACAUCUUUGGGGUAGGUAGGGGUUCAUUAUCCCACCUACUACAUCAUCCUAACAAAAAACCAAAAUACAAGUUACCAGGGCAUAUCAAACUAAAUGUACAAGCAGAGUGAGUCUUAAGUUAUGUUAAAUAUUCAAGUACUCUUUAGAAAUUUAUUCAAAUUUUCACACCUUUCAACUAAAAAUUACAAAUCUAAAGUAACUUACCUGUCUAGUUGGAAAUCCUGAUGGUAAGCUGUCUGAUUCUCCAUUGUCUUAAGCGGUUUGAGUGUCAAAUGCCUAACAGAUUGUUCCGUUGAUUAAACUGAGCCCAGAAGUGUCAA
This is a messenger RNA of Manis javanica (Malayan pangolin), 3415 nucleotides long. RefSeq names its product nuclear receptor binding protein 2 (gene NRBP2). Gene Ontology annotation, biological process: protein phosphorylation. Gene Ontology annotation, molecular function: protein kinase activity; ATP binding. The record is from RefSeq and is a predicted model, not a curated record. NCBI's taxonomy places the organism in Eukaryota, Metazoa, Chordata, Mammalia, Pholidota, Manidae.